AUGAACCCUGAACAAAUAGACCAAUUACUUCGAAAUCAAGUAUCACAGCAACAACAAAUAACAGAAAUCCUGAAAUUUUUAGUUGAAACACGAAUUACCACACCCACACCAUUGAACAACAAUGGAACGGAAUUGCAGGUAACUACCUCAACACCGACAGAAAUAAAUAAAAUAGCCAUCAUUAAUAAUUUUAGAGGAGACAAAUUUGAACCGUCAAGUAACUCGUCAAUUGAAAAUUUUAUCGAAUAUUUUGAAGCCAAAUGUAGAAUAGGGGGUGAAAGUUACUUAAAUAUACAGAAAGACCUUUUAUUAUCAUGUUUAAAACCAGAAACAUAUCACGAAAUUAAAACAGCACUAAUACCCUCAUUCGAAAAUUCUACCUACGAUGAUAUUAAAAAUAAACUACUAGAUAUAUAUAAAACACGUAAAACAAGAUACAAGGCAUUGACUGAAUUUUGGUCUUGUAUCAGAGAUACCUGUGAAAGCAUGGAACAUUAUGCCAAUAGGUUAAAAGAACUCAGCAAAGAUUGCGGUUAUGAUGACACUAUAUUAGAACGACAGUUACGAGAUCGCUUCGCUACAGGGCUAAAUCAUCAACAAUUACAAAUUGAACUAAGACAAAAAUGGCCUGAUCUUAUAGAUACUCAAAACGGAAUAAAAACAGAAGUAACAUUUUUACAGUUAUUUGCUAUUGCUCAGUCUAGGGAACUAGCUGAAGCAGAUAUUAAUACAGAGUGUAACAUUAACAGAAUAUCUAACAAAACUGGAAACAGAAAAGAAGAAAACAUACGGAAACCAACACGCAAAUUACGCCUAGACCAAUGUCGCAGAUGCGGCAAGCACAAUAGACACAGCUUUAACAAAUGUGAAGCCAGAAAUCAUGAAUGUACAGAAUGUGGAGUUAUAGGUCACUUUGAAAGUUGCUGCAUUAAAACUGGCCGAGCGUACCUUGACAACUAUAAACCGCUUAAAAAAUCAACUAAGUUUCAGAAAAAUAGGCACUUAUACAGAAUUACAGAAAGAGCAAAUAUAACUAACAGAGUUUCACAAACACCAACUUCAUCAUUUUCAGGUAGCGAAGAAAGUGAGGAAGAGAGCAAUACCUACAAAAUACAAAAUAAAAAAACAAGCAGGUGUAAAAAAAUAGAUGUUAAAAUUAACGGUAUUAAGUGUACAAUGGAUUGGGAUCCAGGUUCCGUAUAUUCCAUCAUUAAUACUAAAAUGUGGAGAAAAAUUGGAUCACCCUCACUAAUGCAAGCACCCACAUUAAAAGCUUACUGUAACUUCAAACUAAAACCCAAAGGCUUAACUGAUAUUACUGUAGAAGUUGAUAACCGAAGUUUAAUAUUACCAGUAAUUGUAAUGAAGCAUGCUGAGCCAAUGCUCUUUGGCCUGCAGUGGAGUGAAUCUUUUGAUAUGAUUUUUCCGGAACCCGUUUACUCUAUAAAAAAAAUUGCAAUGACAACGAACAUGUCACUUAGGCGUGUAUUAGAUACUCACACUAGGCUCUUCGACGGAAAAUCACCAGCUCAAAUGAUGUUUGGACGCAGACUUACAUGUGAGUUAGACAAUGCCCGCCCGAAUCUAAAGCAUCAAUUGAGAUUUAAGCAAUUACAAGCAGACAUUCUGAACAAAAAUACAGAAGCUUUUAGACCCGGAGAUAACGUUUAUAUUCGAGAUAAAGUGAUGAAACAGUGGAAGCCAGGUGUUAUUAAGCAGAGAACACAUAAAUACUCAUAUAAAGUCAAUACACCCGAUGGAACAGAAAGGCGAAUGCAUGCAGAUCAUAUUAGGCCAAGAGCCAUGGAUAGAGAAAAUGAUACAAAAGCUGAACAUACACCAAUCAGCUCAACUUGGUUUGAACACAAAGCACCAGACAGAAAACAACCAAAUUCAUCUGAAAAAUCUACGGAACCAGUGACUCCGAUAAAAGCCUCGAUUCCUAAUAUUACACCCACAGAAACGAUAACGAUACAAUCAACACCUAGACGCAGAAGCCUAAUAGCAGAAACAAUCGAACAAGACAGGCUAACCAAUGAAUCGAAUAAGGAUAGAGAAUAUAAAGCGAUACAACGACGUAGUAAACGUACUAUAAAACCGCCACGAAGGUUGAUUGAAGAAAUG
This is a messenger RNA of Brenthis ino (lesser marbled fritillary), 2124 nucleotides long. NCBI's taxonomy places the organism in Eukaryota, Metazoa, Arthropoda, Insecta, Lepidoptera, Nymphalidae. The record is from the annotation of a GenBank genome assembly.